Messenger RNA from Schistosoma margrebowiei, 840 nucleotides. Lineage: Eukaryota; Metazoa; Platyhelminthes; Trematoda; Strigeidida; Schistosomatidae. The record is from the annotation of a GenBank genome assembly.
AUAUAUAUAUAUAUAUAUAUAUAACCAGCAAUUAGUGGCUAUGGACUGGCUCCAUAUCCUUUUCUUGUUACUCAACCCCGAGGUUGAGAUCUCAUUGGCUUAGUCAUUUCCGACUGUGAUCAAAGAAAAAGGUUACAUCAGCCAUUGAAUUCCUGAUGAUAUAAACCAACAAUUGAAGGUGUUAAGUGAUAUGCCUCGGAGUUAAUCACCAUUAAGCCUGGAAUGUAUUUACAUUGCUUAUAACUGAAGCGCACUUUUAGUAGUAUUGAUCUGGACAUUUAAUUUUGUUAGUCACGAACUCUUACUCAUCUCCAUUUAUCGUUUCACGUUUCUCAGCCAACAGUGAUCACAAAGCAUUUAGUGGACUUAAAAAGUCGGCAUGAACAGUUUUUACUACAAUUUACCGAAAAUUGAGUUGCAUGCCCACCUUUCCGGGAGUAUUAGUUCGGCGUUUUUGAAGCGUGAAUCAAUUACCAACCGCGAUGUUCAGAACAUUAAUUCAAGUUUUGAUUUUGAAACAUGGAACGGGGAUAUGAAUAGGUGUUUUGAUGCUUUCCGAACAAUCCACAAAUUAAUUGAAACACCAGAGAUUUUGGAGAGAGCUACAACUUCCGUUAUUGAGGAAUUUCAUCAAGAAAAUGUCAUUCUUUUGGAAUUGAGGACUACGUUACGACCAAUUCCAACUCAUCGUUCUUAUUUGAAUGCGGUAAUCAAAGGAAUGCAGAAUGCACCGAGUACAGAUCUAAAAGUCUUGAUGAAGCGUUACUCACUUUAGAGUUAGCAAAGGAAUACUAUUCUAAUGGAUUGGUAUCAGGCAUUGAUCUCAGCGGGAAUCCCCUA